Messenger RNA from Pungitius pungitius (ninespine stickleback), 4922 nucleotides. RefSeq lists its product as uncharacterized. The transcript is spliced from 5 exons. The record is from RefSeq and is a predicted model, not a curated record. NCBI's taxonomy places the organism in Eukaryota, Metazoa, Chordata, Actinopteri, Perciformes, Gasterosteidae. Bases 20 to 2788 code for a protein of 922 amino acids.
GAACAGGGAGUGGGGUUGCAUGGGGUACGGCCUUCCAGUGGGGCUGGAUGCUAGGCAGGCUGGGAUUGGAUCUUUGGUCACGGUUGCCACUCUCAAGACCUCCGAGGGCAGCGGGAAGACACAGACCCAAUGCCUCUUCCUCCGGACUGAGAAAGGGAGCUUUUUGUACUCCACGGCUAAGCCCAGUUCCGCUGUGACUCCCGGUGCAGCCUCCAGCGUGGUGGGGGGAUGGCUGAGGGCGAAGACAGGAGGAGGCAGAGACAUCCCAGCUGGGAAGAGGGACGGCGGACUGACUCCGCCGGCCCAUAUCGGAGUAAACCGGGUUAGGGUGCGAUCCGGCCGCAGAUGGAGGAAGUCCAGCAAUCCAGCAGCCCGGGAGAAAACGGACAUGAACAGAAAGCGGCAACAAAGUGGCAGGGAGGAUCCCGCUGCAGAAUUCACUCUGGAAGAAAGGCAGGAAGAGCGAGACAAAGGGGGCCUGGCCGGUAAACACUCUCCCAGAGGGGAGAAAGAGGAAGUGUGCAGAAGUCCAAGAUGCUGCCACAGUGCUGCUCCCAAAAGUUGUAUACAGAGAGCACAGAGGAAGGAAAGCCAGGAUGAUUGUGAUGGAGGGGAAAGUCCUACAAGAGGUGCCUCGAACAGGCUGAACGGUGAGGUGAAAGGAAUGAGGAAGCAGAGGCAAAAGGAGGAGGAGGAGGAGAAGGGAGGAAUCUGUGGGUUAAAGUCAUCCAGCUCACAUUUGGCUGGACCAAACCCUGACCUAGAAGCUGAACACUUUCUUCCAGAAUCCCACAGCAGCCGUGACGUUGAAGAGAUUAAAAAAGCAGAGAGCAACGAGGAGCAGAGGACACAAAACCCCGAAGGCAAGGAUAAUUAUUCAGAGAACGAGCAGGAUACAAACUCUGAGGUUCAGAAAAUGCUCACUGGAAAUAAUUAUUUGAUUCAUGGCCACUCUGGACAGGUGACUGAUGACUUUGUAUCGUUUCUCUAUAAUGUGGAUGCAGAUCAAGAAUCAGUGAAAGAGCUGAAGAAAGUUGAUCGUGAAGAGGAGGAAGGAAGCAUCAAUCAGACUUCUGCUGAAAUCAUGGCUGUCCGGUAUGAGUCUGUCUCCGCCUGCGCUUCCUCCAUAAGCACUACAGUUUCCCUUGAACCAUCCGCUCCUGUAGAGGGCAACGGCUGCUUUGCAGACGCUGUCAACUGUGGUUUUCCUACAGAUCAGGAGAACAGCAGAAAAGAUCACCUCCAGGGCUAUCAACAAGGGACGGAAGAGCCAGGGAUCGUUGGUACAGACAAAUUAGUUGUCAGCAGACUUGAGCUGGGUGACGAGAACAACACAAAAGCCCAGUCUUUCAUUCAAAAUGGGUUGAACCCCAGUCAGCCAGAGGAGAGUGAAGCUUCAUCAUCGCCCCAAAGACGCAGAGAUCCUUCCCUCUUUGAUAAAAAGCUGAGGAGUGUGACAGGGAACAGGUGCAACUAUUGUACAACUGGACUUAACAGAGCAGAGCCGAGGGAAGAGCUGGCGUGGGAAGCAAACGUGGAAGAGAAUGUGCUGGAGAGAGUAAAUCCUGACAAAGGAGAUGAAGCUGGGGCGAUUCGGCGGAAGGGGGGCAUAGGCUGCGAACUGGACGAUGGUGAUGCAAAAGGGGAUGACGGCAUGGAACGUCACACUGCGGAUGACAGAAAUGACAGUCAUAGACGGGAGGCAAUACCAAACUGUGCAGGAAAAGACAAAUGUAGGUCAGUGGAGUUUGAAGAUGAUCGCAGGGGAACGCAGAAAGAGGUCAGAGACCGCUGCGAACAGACACGCAUCCCCCACGUUGAAGCAAAUGAAGAGGCGAGCGCUAACGUCACUAAUGUUGCCUGUGCUGAUCCCUCCACCUCUCUUCCACCCACCCUGGCUAAUCCUGCCCCCACUAUGCCCCCCUUGGGAUCCAUGGCAACCGGCCUGCCCUGUCCUGAGGCGGUGGAGGAAGAGAAGAAGGAACGGUUUGGAGUGCCGGUCCGAGAACAAAAAAGAGGCCAUGAAGGGAACGGGAGAUUAGGGAGACAACCGGAGGAACAGGGUGAGGAGAGGGGCUCCACCGUGGCCACUGAGGAGGAGAGGGACAAGGAAGAGAAGGAGGAAGAUGAGUUUGGAGUGUUCAUGCAGGCGGAGGGGGAGCCGGCCUGGAGUGACGAACACGCCAUGUCUGCCUCAGUGCCUUGUGGGAGCCGAGAACGUGUUGCACUUGAAAACCAUUCCAUCGCUGGGGACUCGGCCCACUGGACGCCAGGCUGGACGGACAGCUCUUUCCAUCAAUCGGACAACACUUGGACAGCCUUUUCUCAGGAUUCGUCAGGUGAAGGUAGCGAUGGGGUGGCACAAUGGUGGCCAAGCAGCGCCCUGGAAAAGAGCAGACUCUCGGCCAAUCAGAAUCUGGAGUCUGUUUUUGGUGAAGCCUUCCCCUCGCCGCCUUGUCCGUCCUCAGAUGACCCCUGUGACCUACAUACUGUCCCCACGCUGUCCCAUCUCUUUAGGGCAAGAGCCAGCCAUGACCUGGGGCUGUUGGACGGUUUCCACGACUUGAACAAAAUGAUUUGCCAGAGAUACAGGAGAGCGAACGGCGUGUCUCGUGACCUGCUGCUGAGGUCUUUACACCUGGAGCCGCCGUACCCUGAAAGCAGAACUGCAACCUCGGCAGCCAAUCGCCACCUCUCCCCCGGCCUCCCCUCAGCCAAUCGGCGCGCUCAGAAUGCCGCAGCUAAGCGACGGCUGUCCUACGACCACACCAAAAACGUCAUUGAAUAACUGCGCGGGCUCAGUUGUGGUUGGACUGUGAUUCAUCCAUGUUUACCCGAAGAACUGCAGGGUUUUAAGCCGGUCAUGUCGGCCACAUGUCGCGUAGACAACAUGUACUAUCUGCUAGUCAAAUACCGACUGGCCUUUUGACUCUUUGCACUCUCCCUGUUUAUUUAAACCUGAGCCAGUGAGUAGAAACAACCUGGAAGGAAUCUGAGCAACACUUUGGUUUUUAAAAGUUGUCUCCUGCGGAUCCUGUUGAUGUAUACUGGUGGAGCGUUUGUGCCACCUUGUUCACCACCACCAACACCACCACAUUUCUAUUCUCAUGUUCCCCCGUUGAACUUGAUAACAGCUGGUUGUCAAAGAUUGUUUGUGCGAUCACCUGUGGCUUCGAGGUUGUAACUAUGUCACGUAAGAGUCAAGACAUUUUUUAAUGUUACCACAUCAACCUGGGAUUUUACCCUCCUGUUCAUUUAUUACCUGAAAUUGUACCUUAACAGCACUAUUUUAUCUGUGUCAAAGCUGCUGUUUUGGGCUGGAGUUGUUUCAUGUUAGAACUAGGCCAGUGCCCAUUUGUGUUGUCCCUAUUUAAGUGUGGGUUCAUUGCUUGAAUAACUGCUGCGGUGAAGAAGAAAAGUAUGUUUGUGAGGUCGAUAUAGCCAGCGCACGGCAGCAUGACUGAGCUCCGGUCAGCGGGCCUGUUAGCGACAUGCCAACGCCUGCAAAGCCCUGAAGCUCCUCCCCCGCUGCUGCAGAGCAUUUAUUCAAAAAUGUUUACCGAUCCGAAUGUCCAAAUUGCUACAAAGUCAACAAAUUUCUCCAUGUGAACCCCAGAAAACCCCACCAAGUGUAAAGUAGUUGAGAGUAAGGCUUCCCUAGAAAUGCAAAGGUCACACAGAUUUCGGAGCUAAACAAAAAAAGAUUGAUUUGCAAGGAAUGAAUGAUUCAAGUAAAUAUCAUUUACUUUUUUUCUUACAUUCAAAACUUGAGAUGAGUUCGCUGUCUGUCUUAUGUGUAUUGGUUGUGUCUGUCAUUUCAUACCCGUUUCUCCUCCCCUUUUCAUUUUACCUUUUGCUAAAUAUUAUGCAGAAUAUGAAUUUUCUCCACUCAAAUGAGAUUUCUUCCUCUUCUUAAGCAACAGUACCUUUUUUGAGCUAUUCUGUAUUUUAAAAUGACACAUCUAAUACACACACGCUUUCUGUAAGAACUAAAUUUACAAUAAUAAUUUCAAAUACAGAAAUAGAAAUGCGCGAGAAAAAAACAACUGCCUUUUGCUUACACUCAACACAGGCUUUUACCUCAUAACGGCAAGACAUCUUAAAGCCAAACACGUAACAUGUCAACUUUGAACAGAAACUCACUGUACAACACAUCUCCACCAAUAAUGUCAGCUGCAUGUCAAAGCUUUUGAAAGAGAAAGUAAACAAAUCAUGUGAUUCAUCUGUAGAGCAUUGCUUUUACUUUCAGGAUGUUGAAAAUGCAUCUCACAUCUUCUCCUUUUACAUUUUGCAGAGUGAUGCAUGUGCUGUUUUAAUUUGUCUUUGCCACAGAAUAGCGAUGGAAAUGAGUCCUUAACAAAAUGAUUUGGUUCCUCUGAGAAAUAAGUUUGUCUUCCAGUUAGUGCCAACAGGAACACCGAUGCAAGUGCCAAUGUUUACGAGGACCGAAGCCGACCGGUUCAGGAGGAAACAUCGCUGCUUGUUUCUCAGACACGAUUAAGUGGACUCAAACUCCAAAUUCUGACACGUGAUGUUUCUAUAUUUUCCUUUGUCUUUCUGUGCAGCUUUCCUCUCUUUCAGUACACUCGCAGUUGAGUCCACUUCACGGAAAAAAACUUGAACCUAGCUGCCAAUCAAAACAAUGUUUUUUUUUAUGAGAACAUUGUUCAUAUUAUGACUGUGUCAAUGAUGCACUGUACAAUUUGAACUUAGACAUACUGUUGCAUCCUGUCAACACAGAGUGUAUUUCACUUCGUGAUGAUGUUCUGAAUCAACCACGUGCGUGUGAGUGUGUGUGUGUGUCUGCCAUUUGUAUAAACUACAAAUUGCUGAGAAAGAAUAAUAUGAAUAUUUUCAGAUUUGUUCAAAUGAGAAAGAAGGAGUUGCCUUGGUAACCGAUGUAAUAAAACAAUACAGUGUGA